UGGCGGUGGUGUGACAUCUUGUGUGCGGAGCAGCGUAAUGAACGCCAGCGAACAAGACGGCGAUGGAAGCAGCCAGCGAAGAAGUGGAAGACGCGGAAGCGCCUGUCGAUGGCGUCGCCGGAGAAGUAAACAUGGAUAAAAAGAAAAAGCCCUUCGAUGUCACCGCUUCCUCCCUGGUGGACCUUAAGGCGGAACUGUACAGGAAGCAGGAGCAAUUCAAACAGGAAAGACUUGGCCAAGAAAAUGCUGGGACCGGUUUCAAAUCAACGGUCAGAGUCAAGAAACCAAACAUAUGGAGCAAACACAACGUGGGAGUGUCCGGACGGGCUGAGAAAGACGUGGAGCAGCUGACUGAGGAGAGGAAGAGCCUGGACGAUGCCAAGCGCAGGCUGGAGGAAAAGGCGAAACUCUAUGAGCAAAUGACAAAAGGAGAUUUUCCUGAUGAAGAGACAGAGGGGCUGUAUCUAGUGGAUUUCACCCAGAAGAUCAUCAACAAAAAGAGAGAAUUGUUUGAGCAGAGGGAGGAAGGAGAGGAUGAGGAAAGGAACAGCUCUUCCCCAAUCCCAAACUCUCAGAAUCCAGAUGAAGAAUGGGUGGAUUAUGUGGAUGCUUUGGGAAGGUCCCGAAGAUGCAUGAAGAGAGACCUGCCAGAAUUUAAGAAAAUGGACCAAGAUUUUCAGAAUAAAAGAAAUGCCUCAGCUGAAAAGACCCUCCUGUCAGAGGACAUGCGUCGAGAGUUGCAGAGACAGGAGUGGGAGGAAGAGGAAGCCAUGAAGAGGCCUGUCGGACCGAUCCACUAUGAGGACAUCAGGGAGCAAGAGGCCCGGGAGCUUGGUGUGGGUUACUUUGCCUUCUCUCAGGAACAGGAUCAGCGUAACAAACAGAGAGAAACGCUGGACAUGCUCAGAGACCAGACCACAGAGCAACGUAGUAAGAGGGAACUGCUCAAGGAGAAGAGGAAGGCCCUUCUGCAGGCCCGUUUGGCCAAGGUUAGGCAAAGAAAGAAGAAGACUAAGUUGGAUGGCACGGAGGAAGACCAGAAAGAGGAGGAUAUUGAAGAUGAGGGUGAGGAGGAUCCGACUGGGCCAUCACCCCAACCAGAGAAGAACCCAGAGGUCAGUACACUGAAGAAGGUGGAGGUGGAAAUCCAGGAGAGGAAGGACUCUAAGCCUGGAGUUCCUCAUGUCAGAGAAUGGGAUCGGGGCAAAGAAUUCUUGCUGGGUGAGUGGACAAGUCGGCGUCGAAAUGAGCGAGAUUCAGAAUUUGCCCCCCCGCCUUUGUACUUCACUGAGGACAGAAGGCCCAGGCUCGGAAAGGCUGUUGGUCAAGAGGAGAACAAAACCAAAAUGUCAUUUAAGUGGUCAAAUAGCUCAGGAAGAGGGUCUGAGAGUAAGACCAGUGCCCAAAUCUGCUCUCAGUCUAGAAGUGCUCCUGUACCCAGUCAGCAGCAAGAAACCCCUCCAGCUCCUGCGUGGACCCAACCUACAUCCCAGUCUGUCUCAUCCGAUUCGGCUCCUGGGUCUGACCACCAACCUCAGUGUCCCUCAUCAUCGGCAUACGCCCAGAUUACUCCUCCUUAUCACCCCCAAUUCCCCCCGCCUCCACUCUAUCCUCAGUUUCCUCCUCCACAGUAUACCGGUCCACCUCAACCCCCUCCCCAGUUUCCUGCUCAGUACUCCAAUGCAUAUACCCCCCACUACCCCCCCCACUAUCCUCCACCUCAGCUGCAGAGCCAGCCCCCGCCUCUGAAUCCCCCCCAACCGGGGGACCAGGACCCGGCCCAGACCCAGUACCCCCAGCAGAGCUCAUCUCAGAGUCUUGAUGAGAUGUUGUCUUUCUAUAAAAACUCCACUUGAACUUCAUUGUAUCUCAUGCUCUAUUCAAAUAGACCUAAAUAAACAUUCUGCUGUGUAUUUCAGACACAUUAAACAUUAGAAAU
This is a messenger RNA of Lampris incognitus (smalleye Pacific opah), 1939 nucleotides long. RefSeq names its product coiled-coil domain containing 174 (gene ccdc174). Gene Ontology annotation, cellular component: nucleus. The coding region runs from base 63 to 1856 and encodes 597 amino acids. The record is from RefSeq and is a predicted model, not a curated record. The transcript is spliced from 11 exons. NCBI's taxonomy places the organism in Eukaryota, Metazoa, Chordata, Actinopteri, Lampriformes, Lampridae.